This is a messenger RNA of Bubalus bubalis (water buffalo), 2511 nucleotides long. RefSeq names its product CD5 molecule like (gene CD5L). The record is from RefSeq and is a predicted model, not a curated record. Bases 162 to 1532 code for a protein of 456 amino acids. Gene Ontology annotation, cellular component: membrane. NCBI's taxonomy places the organism in Eukaryota, Metazoa, Chordata, Mammalia, Artiodactyla, Bovidae. The transcript is spliced from 7 exons.
CUGAGCCCAUUGGUUUCUAGUCAUCUGAUGAAGCCUCUGCUGCAGACAAGACCUGCCUCCUUCCCUCUUCACAGCACACUUGCAACCAAAGCUGCAUAUUCCUGUUGUGGGGCCUCCUUCCAGCCUUACAUUUCAGUUCACUAUCUUCAGCCAUCUGGGACAUGGCUCUGUUUUUCUUCUUGAUCUUUGCCUUUUGCACUGGACCUGGACUUCUAGAGUCUCCUCCCAAAGUGCGACUGGUGAGAGGUCCCCAUCGCUGUGAAGGGCGGGUGGAAGUGGAACGGAAUGGCGAGUGGGGCACUGUGUGUGACGAUGGCUGGAACAUGAAAGACGUGGAAGUGGUGUGCCGGGAGCUGGGCUGUGGAGUAGCCAAGGGGACACCAAAUGGUAAUUUGUAUAAGCCACUGGCAGAUGAAAAACAAAAAAUCUUCAUCCAAGACGUCAACUGCAAUGGGACAGAAGAUGAAUUGAUUGAAUGUGACCAGCUGGAAGACGUUUUUGAUUGCUCCCACAGCGAGGAUGCAGGGGCAAUAUGUGAGAAGUCUCCUCCCAAAGUGCGACUGGUGAGAGGUCCCCAUCGCUGUGAAGGGCGGGUGGAAGUGGAACGGAAUGGCGAGUGGGGCACUGUGUGUGACAACGGCUGGAACAUGAAAGACGUGGAAGUGGUGUGCCGGGAGCUGGGCUGUGGAGCAGCCAAGGGGAUACCCAGUGGUAAUUUGUAUAAGCCACUGGCAGAUGAAAAACAAAAAAUCUUCAUCCAAGGCGUCAACUGCAAUGGGACAGAAGAUGAAUUGAUUGAAUGUGACCAGCUGGAAGAAGUUUUUGAUUGCUCCCACAGCGAGGAUGCAGGGGCAAUAUGUGAGAAGUCUUCUCCCAAAGUGCGACUGGUGAGAGGUCCCCAUCGCUGUGAAGGGCGGGUGGAAGUGGAACGGAAUGGAGAGUGGGGCACUGUGUGUGAUGACGGCUGGAACAUGAAAGAUGUGGAAGUGGUGUGCCGGGAGCUGGGCUGUGGAGCAGCCAAGGGGAUACCCAGUGGUAAUUUGUAUAAGCCACUGGCAGAUGAAAAACAAAAAAUCUUCAUCCAAGACGUCAACUGCAAUGGGACGGAAGAUAAAUUGAUUGAAUGUGACCAGCUGGAAGACGUUUUUGAUUGCUCCCACAGCGAGGAUGCAGGGGCAAUAUGUGAGAAGUCUUCUCCCAAAGUGCGACUGGUGAGAGGUCCCCAUCGCUGUGAAGGGCGGGUGGAAGUGGAACGGAAUGGAGAGUGGGGCACUGUGUGUGAUGACGGCUGGAACAUGAAAGAUGUGGAAGUGGUGUGCCGGGAGCUGGGCUGUGGAGCAGCCAAGGGGAUACCCAGUGGUAAUUUGUAUAAGCCACUGGCAGAUGAAAAACAAAAAAUCUUCAUCCAAGACGUCAACUGCAAUGGGACGGAAGAUAAAUUGAUUGAAUGUGACCAGCUGGAAGACGUUUUUGAUUGCUCCCACAGCGAGGAUGCAGGGGCAAUAUGUGAGAAAGGGCAGCCUGACAUUUGAUGUUUGGCCUGACUCUGGCAGGGCCUGAGUGUCCUUUGCUUUCUCCUGGUCUCAAAUGGCUUAGUGCAAGCCCUGGGCCUGCAGGCUCAGCUCUCACUCCCUCAGCCCCUCAGCAAGAAUCUGAACACUCUGCUCUCAGAGCCAAGCACCCCCAUCACCUCCUGGAGAUAUGAGUUGUUGAAUUCUCUCUUGCCAAGGAAGAUGACCUCCCAGUCACCUGCUCUUCACUGCUGACCCUCUGGCAUUGAUUCUGCCCCCUCCUUCCUCUUUUCAACCAGCCUGGGAUCCCCAGGUCUGUUCCUUUGACCACUACAGGACAUUUCUAAGACCAAACCUACAUGUCUGUAAAGAACAUGAAAGGAAGGAGACAACAAAAGGAACAUUUGAAGGGGAAUAUGGGUAAAUAAUGAGAUGAAACUUGAGGGAAAGCUCCUUGAAUGCUUUUUCUCAAGCCUUCAACACUUUUUCUUAACCUUCAACAAUUAACAUCUCAUUAUUGUCCUGUUGUCUGAUAAAAGCAGACACAUUCUUUCAAGAGCAGAGCAGUAUCCUGUAAUCCUAGACCUUUUCAUGACACUUGGAAAAGAAAUAUCACACCCUCUGAAUGCCCAUAAUAAAAUACCUUUGUUGACUAUCCAUAUACAACUUGCCAACAUGGUGUGCAUUUAACAAGAAGAAUCCCACAAAUGUAUUUUAAUUUCCCCAGGAAAAAUGUAUGGACCUGAGACUAGAAGGGAAAGGAAGAGAUGCAGAAAGAAUUUGGGGGAAUCCAUCAUUGUGCCUCAUGCCAAUCGGAUGAUAUCAUUUUGUCAACUCAGAUUUUAGGGUCUGUAAGUCUGAUGCAAGACAGAAUGAUACUAAGGAGAGAAUCAUGGCUUGGUUCUACAAACUGACAACUUCAGGCUCUGAGACUGAGUUGAGUACCUGUUAUGUGUCUGCAUUUAUGCUUGCUAAUAAAGUAGAUGUUAAACAGUCUCAA